Messenger RNA from Oikopleura dioica, 1143 nucleotides. The record is from the annotation of a GenBank genome assembly. Lineage: Eukaryota; Metazoa; Chordata; Appendicularia; Copelata; Oikopleuridae.
AUGUCGAGCAUUCUCACUGGCCCACGAGUCGACCACACUCACAAAAGCAUCGGAGGCCGCUAUGUCGUGGCCAGCAUGAAUGAGGGAAGAGAAAACGACGUCUUUAUCCUUGCCUCUCCGACGAUCAAAUUCACCGAGCCCGUCUACUGCCUGAAGUACUGGUACCUCGCUUACGGAGAAGGGGCCGAUUUUCGAUCAGACAUCGCCAUCGACGAUAUUCAACUGGAUCCAGAAGCUUGUCCACUUUUUCCAAUGCCGCCGCCGAAGACGACUCCGGCUCCAACUGGGCCCACUACUGCUUGGACUCCAGUCGCCCUAACGACAAAGGCGUUUGCAACGCGAAAACCCCUCCAACUCGCGAAGAAAUUCAAGCCAAUGUCCGGUAAGCCUACCUAUAACGACGCAGGAUUCCAGCCGCUCAGAAGACAAAAGCUACCGCCGACAAAAUAUGGCUGCGGAGAAGGGUACGUUCUUGAGCCGUUGUACGGAGUUUGCUGUGGAAACAUUCAUUUUUCAAAGUCAAAUGGGCCGAAAUGCUGUGAAUUGGAGGGAGGAAGUUUUAUGACAUAUCAACCGAGAAAACAAAUUUGCUGUGCUGGAAAACUUUUUGACUCUCGAAAAUUCGGCUGUUGCAACGAUCAAGCUUUUGAAAAACGGAGUCAAUUUUGCUGCGGCGAGGAAAUUCGAGAGAGAUCGGAACCAGAGCGCUGCUGUGUUUCCACUCUCGGGUGGAUAACUGACUAUAAUCCGAAAGAAAAGCAGUGUUGUAAGGGUUCUGUCGGAAGUCUUGACAGAGUUUGCUGCGGUGGUGAUUUGAUUCCUAAUGAUGAGAGAUGCUGCCAUCAGAGCGUAACUCCAUCUCCUUCUUGGCGCCUCAACGGAGUCCGUUACAAUCCUUCUAGCUCAAAGAGAUGCUGCAGAUCCCCUGACCUUUCAAAGUCGUUUCACAAGGCUGUGAUUCAAGAUAGCGAGGAGGAAAUCUGCUGCGCUGGAAACGUCGCAAGCAAGCGCGACAACAUCUGCAAAAUCAAUGCUGUCGGGGAAGAGUUCAUGAGUAGAAGAUAUCCGGACUAUUUCGUCGAUUUUAUUUUUGAAGAUCCAUCGGAAUUUAUUUUGGACCAAUUCAGGGGAACAAAUUUCUGA